Penaeus chinensis is the source of this 2006-nucleotide messenger RNA. Its product is annotated as RWD domain-containing protein 2A-like. NCBI's taxonomy places the organism in Eukaryota, Metazoa, Arthropoda, Malacostraca, Decapoda, Penaeidae. The record is from RefSeq and is a predicted model, not a curated record. Gene Ontology annotation, molecular function: protein binding.
GAUUAUUUACAUUCAUUUGGCCGUUAAAGAGCUUCCCGACUUGUGUCAUGCCUCUGUUAGGGGUAGAAUACACGUGCUUGUUUUCACCCCUCGAAAGCAGCUGUUUCCAAGGGCAAAAUGACGGCGUAUUGGUGAACCCCGCUAAUUCAUUCUAAGAAUCAGAGCUUUUGUGGAGCGAUGAGUACUGAUGAUGACGGCCACUUCGAGCCAGCGGAAAAACCUCUCGACCAAGCACAGCUGGUAGCUAUGAUUGAGCUGCAAUUGUCGGAGGUAGACAUGCUUCAGUCGAUGUUCCCUGGCCCGCGAGAAUUUGUACUGCACGACCCCUCCGUUCUGGUGGACCUGCGGGACUUUGCCGAGGGCCGCACGUUACUUCUGCCACCUCGCAUGGAUCUGGUCAUCAACUUAGACGUCGGAAAGGUAUAUUAAAUCUCUAGAAAAAUGUGACUUAGCAAUUGGUCCAGCUGUAACUUGGCUGCAGGAGAAAGGGGAAACCUUCUUCUCGGACAACAUUGAAGAAGAGGUACCACUGAACACAGAGACAGAGUCUGAGGGAAAGGACACCAAAUUUGCAAGAUUAUGGAUAUAUUCCCAUCAUAUAUAUAGCAAGGUAAAACGCAAGGAUAUUUUGGAUUUAUCAAGAGAGUUUGACUUGACAGGUUUCUGCUUACCCGGGAAACCUGGCAUCAUAUGUGUAGAAGGAAUGUCACGCAAUACAGAUGAUUGGUGGCAGAAGGUAAGGUCAUGGAACUGGCAGAAGAUUCUUGUCAAGAGCCGAGAAAUUGUUGAUGUUACCAAAGGUCAAGACAUUGAUAAGCUACGAAGAUUUCCUUCAUUUGAAGAACUGGGCUCUGAGAAUAACAUCCGGGUCAAGAAUGGAGGAUUUCACGUUGACAUGGGAGAUGUAUUUAGGUACUUAGAAAACCAUGAAUCAGGAUAUGUUUUCAAAGAAUAUUUUGGUGUCAGUGGGAGGCCAACUUGACGCACUUUGAAUGGAGAUAGUAACAUUAGGUCCUGCCAUACUUGUAUAGAAAGUUGGGAGCAUUAAGAAAAUUCUUGUUUGGAUUGAAUGAUCGUUAUGUACAUUAAUAAUUUGGAUGUUUAUGAAUUAGUAAUGGGAAGACUAUAUUUUAUAUGUUAUUUAUAAAUCUAUUACCAAUUUGAAAUUAUUUUUGGUAUUGAAAUUACCUUUCACAAUAAAAUAGAAAUCUAUUUAAAAUCUUUAUAGUAUCCCCUUGCAUUGUUAAAAGGAAUGUGAGUAAAGGAAAUCAUUUCAUCCCUGAUAAUUGGAAAACCAAAAUAAACAAACAAAAUAAAGGAGAACAGUCAUAGAAAAGUAGGUUAUAAAGGGCUAUACCAGGUAGGCUAAGACGGUAAUUUUAGGAUCACUUUUAUGCAACAUCUCUGAACUGUCUGGAGUGAUGCAAUUGUCAGUCCAGCCUUUAUAAAUGGAGAAGGGUGAUACCAAGACUGCAGUGUGUAGAGUAUUUUUGUCAUCACAUUUUAUGAGCUUGGUGUUUGAGCAAAACGGAAUAAAAGACUGAAACUUGAAUUCAGAUUCAAGAUACAUUAAAUAUUUAAGUAUACAUUCAACUGGGUUAUUGUACAGCUUUUGAUUGCAGCUGAAAUAAUUUUACCGAGUUUCUUUCAAUAUACAAUCUGUACUUCAAUUUUUAAAAAUAUUUUUAAUCCAUAAAUUGCUUUUUGUAAGUAACAUUCUCCUAAUUGCCAAAUUUGUGAGAGGGAAUUCAUUUUGUUCACUUGGUAUUAUGGUUCCUUUGAAGUUGAGAGGUCAAAAACCAUUUAUAAUUCCUUUAAGAUUUACGUUUAUUCAUGGAGAAAUGUAAAGGUAACGGGACAGUUUCCAGGUCUUCUUCCAGUCUUUUUCUAGAACCAUAUUUUUAUAUCUAGCCUAUUGCUGGUGUGAAUUUCACUAGAUAUGCUUUAAUUUAAAUAAGUAUGUGUUGUAAGACUUUUUGCACAAUAAAGUCUAAAGAUCAAGAAAA